GACCCCGCGGCGGCUUCCCGCGUUCCCACACCCUCCACCGCCCUCCCGCAGGACAGCGGAUGUAUUGCAAACAGGAAGCUCUUUGCAGAUAAGGCUGAGACCCAGCCUGAUUUGCUGGGAAGCCUGACGGCCUGGGCCAUGCUCGCCUGGCCUGUGGGGCUCGGCGGCCUCUGUAAAUAGCGGCUAUGAGGCUCCCGGGCGCAGUGUCCUCGCGGGUCCCCGACGGUCAGGACGCCCCCUUCGUCUGGCGUGCGCUGCAGGAGCCUGUGUCCCCCAAGCGCUCGUGAUGAAGCAGCAUCUGGCUCUGAUCGGCCUGGCCUUCCUGUGGCUGCUUCCAGGGGGACACCCUCAGCAGACAGCAGAGGACGCCUGCUCCCUGCAUAUUCUCGUCCCAGGCCUCAAAGGGGAUGCUGGAGAGAAGGGAGACAAAGGUGCACCCGGACGGCCUGGAAGAGUCGGCCCCACAGGAGAGAAAGGAGACAUGGGUGACAAAGGACAGAAGGGCAGUGUGGGUCGCCAUGGAAAAAUUGGUCCCAUUGGUUCUAAAGGUGAAAAAGGAGAUUCUGGUGACAUGGGACCCCCUGGCCCUAAUGGAGAACCAGGCAUCCCGUGUGAGUGCAGCCAGCUGAGGAAGGCCAUCGGCGAGAUGGACAACCAGGUCACGCAGCUGACGACCGAGCUAAAAUUCAUAAAAAAUGCACUGCCCUCCCCCGCAGCUGUCGCCGGCGUGCGCGAGACGGACACUAAGAUCUACCUGCUGGUGAAGGAGGAGAAGAGGUACGUGGAUGCGCAGCUGUCCUGCCAGGGCCGCGGGGGCACGCUGGGCAUGCCCAAGGACGAGGCCGCCAACGGCCUGAUGGCGGCCUACAUCGCGCAGGCCGGCCUGGCCCGCGUCUUCAUAGGCAUCAACGACCUGGAGAGGGAGGGCACGUUUGUGUACUCAGACCGCUCGCCUAUGCAGACGUUCAACAAGUGGCGCAGCGGCGAGCCUAACAACGCCUACGACGAGGAGGACUGUGUGGAGAUGGUGGCCUCGGGCGGCUGGAACGACGUGGCCUGCCACGUCACCAUGCACUUCCUGUGCGAGUUCGACAAGGAGCACGUGUGAGCGCGGUGGCCGGUGCCCCUCCGCCCCCGCCCCGGGC
Molecule: messenger RNA, 1145 nt
Organism: Lontra canadensis (Northern American river otter)
Lineage: Eukaryota; Metazoa; Chordata; Mammalia; Carnivora; Mustelidae
Gene: COLEC11
Product: collectin subfamily member 11
Exons: 7
Coding region: 287-1108 (273 amino acids)
Source: RefSeq, a predicted model, not a curated record